Molecule: messenger RNA, 1644 nt
Organism: Sabethes cyaneus
Lineage: Eukaryota; Metazoa; Arthropoda; Insecta; Diptera; Culicidae
Product: arginine kinase 1
Exons: 4
Coding region: 315-1541 (408 amino acids)
Biological process (GO): phosphocreatine biosynthetic process
Molecular function (GO): creatine kinase activity
Source: RefSeq, a predicted model, not a curated record
GCAACGAGUUAUUUCUUUUAGUGUGUAUGGUGCUGUCUUGUGUUUCUUUGGUUUUUCAGGAAUUACUUCGAGGGUUAUCAGCGAUUCCAAUCUGAAAAAAACAGUCCGUAGAUAAAUAUUUAAACAAGUUUCGCUUCUAAUACGACAUCUUGUUACAAUAAACAAGAAAAAAAACUUUCAAUAAUAUACAGUACAUACAUUCUAACACGAAAAACAAAUACACUCAAACAAAAAACUCGCAGCAAGGAUACCGUAGAUAGUGUAAGCGCACGCCGCAGCAAAGCAAGGAAAGAAAAAUAUUGAAUAACAAAAAAAUGGGUGGUUGUGCGUCGAAAGAUAAAAAGGAAAAAGUGGUGGAAAAUAAUGAAACAGCUGCCAACGGAACCGGCAACGGCGGGGAUGCCGCGAACAGUGGCGGUGAAGGGUGUGUAUCUAACUCGAUGGUAUUUUUGUCGAGAAACAAAUCAGACACUAUGGUUGACGCAGCAGUUCUGGAAAAAUUGGAGGCUGGAUUCGCCAAGCUUGCCGCUUCGGAUUCCAAGUCCCUGUUGAAGAAGUAUCUGACCAAGGAGGUCUUCGAUGCUCUGAAGAACAAAAAGACUUCCUUCGGUUCCACCCUGUUGGACUGCAUUCAAUCUGGAGUUGAAAACCUCGACUCCGGUGUCGGUAUCUACGCCCCGGACGCCGAAUCGUACUCAGUUUUCGCUGAUUUGUUCGACCCGAUCAUCGAGGACUACCACAAGGGCUUCAAGAAGUCCGACAAGCACCCGGCCUGCGACUUCGGUGAUGUCAACUCGUUCGGCAACGUCGACCCGACCGGCGAGUUCGUCGUCUCGACCCGUGUCCGCUGCGGUCGCUCGAUGGAGGGAUACCCCUUCAACCCCUGUCUGACCGAAGCCCAGUACAAGGAAAUGGAACAGAAGGUCUCGACCACCCUGUCCGGAAUGGAGGGUGAGCUGAAGGGCAAGUUCUACCCGCUGACCGGUAUGGAGAAAUCGGUCCAGCAGCAGCUGAUCGAUGAUCACUUCCUGUUCAAGGAAGGCGAUCGUUUCCUGCAAGCCGCUAACGCGUGCCGUUACUGGCCAUCUGGACGUGGUAUCUACCACAAUGACAACAAAACCUUCUUGGUCUGGUGCAAUGAGGAGGAUCAUCUUCGUAUUAUCUCCAUGCAGAUGGGUGGUGAUCUGGGACAGGUCUACCGUCGUCUGGUCACCGCUGUCAAUGAUAUCGAGAAGCGUGUGCCGUUCUCCCACCAUGACCGUCUCGGUUUCCUGACCUUCUGCCCAACCAACCUUGGAACCACCAUCCGUGCUUCGGUCCACAUCAAGGUUCCGAAACUGGCCAAGGACUACGCAAAGUUGGAGUCGAUUGCUGACAAGUACAACCUGCAGGUCCGUGGUACCCGCGGUGAACACUCCGAGGCUGAGGGCGGCAUCUACGAUAUCUCCAACAAGCGCCGCAUGGGUCUGACCGAGUACCAGGCCGUCAAGGAGAUGUACGAUGGCAUUUCUGAACUCAUCAAGAUUGAAAAGUCACUGUAAAUCAAAAACACACCCUACUAAUCCAACACUAACACAAGCAAGAGAAAAGAAAUUAAUUGGUAAAGACCGUUGAAUAAAAGCCAAAAAUAUGAUAAAAAGUGAA